GGAAACAAUGGUAUUAUACGUCAGAAUGGUUUCCAUGGCAAUAAUGGUAUUAUAGGUCAGAAUGGUUUCCAUGGCAAUAAUGGUAUUAUAGGCCAGGAUGGUUUCCAUGGCAAUAAUGGUAUUAUAGGUCAGAAUGGUUUCCAUGGCAAUAAUGGUAUUAUAGGUCAGAAUGGUUUCCAUGGCAAUAAUGGUAUUAUAGGUCAGAAUGGUUUCCAUGGCAAUAAUGGUAUUGUUGGACACAAGGGUUUCCGUGGCAAUAAUGGUAUUGUUGGACACAAGGGUGUUCAUGGCAAUAAUGGUAUUGUUGGUCAGAAUAAUUUCCAUGGCGAUAAUGGUAUUGAUGGUCAGAAUGGUUUCCAUGGCAAUCAUGGUAUUGUUGGUCAGGAUAAUUUCCAUGGCAAUAAUGGCAUUGUUGGUCAGAAUGGUUUCCAUGGCAAUAAUGGUAUUGUUAAUGACAAUGGUUACAACAGCAAUAAUGGUAUUGUUGGUCAGAAUGGUUUCCAUGGCAAU
Messenger RNA from Lottia gigantea (owl limpet), 510 nucleotides. RefSeq lists its product as hypothetical. The record is from RefSeq and is a predicted model, not a curated record. The annotation marks the transcript as partial. The transcript has a single exon. Lineage: Eukaryota; Metazoa; Mollusca; Gastropoda; Lottiidae.